This is a messenger RNA of Chanos chanos (milkfish), 5424 nucleotides long. It is a transcript of the gene tjp1a, whose product is annotated as tight junction protein 1a. The coding region runs from base 1 to 5325 and encodes 1774 amino acids. Lineage: Eukaryota; Metazoa; Chordata; Actinopteri; Gonorynchiformes; Chanidae. Gene Ontology annotation, cellular component: plasma membrane; bicellular tight junction. The transcript is spliced from 31 exons. Gene Ontology annotation, biological process: cell-cell junction organization; establishment of endothelial intestinal barrier; cell-cell adhesion. The record is from RefSeq and is a predicted model, not a curated record. Gene Ontology annotation, molecular function: cell adhesion molecule binding.
AUGAAGUACCAGAAAUAUAUUACGGUAAUGCAAAUGGCUAUGGGAGUGACUGCCUCCAACAAAGACAGUUGCCUCCCUCCGAAGAGACAGCUGUGGGUAACCCCCAGCUCUGAUGGUGCGUCUGCAUCCACUGCCGCCCCUCCAGUGGUGGCCGCCAGCCAAGGCAAGCCGUCGCUACGGAGAAUCAAAGGUCGCAUUCAUCGCAGCAAGAGCCUGGACAGCAUAGAUCUUUUGGACUCUAACAGUCCAGCGAUGGAGGAAACUGUGAUAUGGGAGCAGCACACGGUUACCCUUCACAGGGCACCAGGGUUUGGGUUUGGGAUAGCUAUCUCGGGAGGACGGGACAACCCACAUUUUCAGAGUGGAGAGACUUCGAUUGUCAUCUCAGAUGUUCUGAAAGGAGGGCCAGCAGAAGGCCUCUUACAAGAGAAUGACAGAGUGGUGAUGGUGAAUGCCGUGUCCAUGGACAACGUGGAGCAUGCUUAUGCUGUGCAGCAGCUGCGGAAGAGUGGCAAGAAUGCCAAAAUUACCAUCCGACGGAAGAGGAAGGUACAGAUCCCCGUGGCACGGCUUGGCGACAGAGAGACGAUGUCGGAGCGCGAGGAAGAGGAUGACAGUGAGGACGAUGAUUACAGGGCGGCGGCGGCGGCGGCAGGCGGUUCGGUGGACCGGAGGAACGAGCACGGCGGACGGAGAGAACACAGCGGCACCCGCGAGGAGAGAAGCGUGUCCCCGCGCUCCGACCGACGCUCCGUAGCCUCCAACGUCCCCCCGCGCCCCUCCAAAGUUACCCUCGUCAAAUCCCGCAAGAACGAAGAAUAUGGGUUGCGUUUGGCCAGUCACAUCUUUGUCAAAGACAUUUCGCCCGAGAGUCUGGCUGCACGAGAUGGCAACAUUCAGGAGGGAGAUGUGGUGCUGAAGAUAAAUGGAACAGUGACAGAAAACCUGUCUUUGAUUGAUGCUAAGAAGCUGAUAGAAAGGUCAAAGGGCAAGCUGAAGAUGGUUGUGCAAAGGGACGAGAGAGCGACACUGCUCAACAUUCCAGACUUGGACGACAGCAUCCCCUCCGCCAACUCCGACAGAGAUGACAUUUCAGAAAUUCAUUCACUGGCAUCAGACCAUUCCCACGAGCGGACCCACGGCAGCCGAUCACGUUCCCCCGACAAGAGGUCUGAACCGUCAGACCUGUCCCGUCAAUCACCACAGCAGAUCAGCAACGGCAGGGUGACAGGUUCUCUCUUACACAGAAUUCUUCCACAUCACAGAAGUCGAGAGGAGGAGAGAAUUUCCAAGCCUGCGGCCGUGUCGACUCCGGUGAAAGGGGUGGAGGAGGCUGCGUCCAGUGAGCAAUCAGGAUCCCGAGAUGACAAACAAAUCCCUCCACUGCCAGAGCCAAAGCCAGUGUACGCCCAGCCUGGACAGCCUGAUGUGGACUUGCCUGUCAGUCCAUCUGAUGCCCCUGUGCCCAGUGCUGCCCACGAUGACAGCAUUCUCCGGCCAAGUAUGAAGCUGGUGAAAUUUAAGAAGGGAGAGAGCGUGGGGCUGCGCCUGGCGGGGGGCAAUGACGUGGGCAUCUUCGUGGCCGGAGUUUUGGAAGACAGUCCGGCUGCCAAGGAGGGCCUGGAGGAAGGGGAUCAGAUUCUCAGGGUAAACAAUGUCGACUUUGCAAACAUCAUUCGCGAGGAGGCUGUGCUGUUCCUUUUAGACCUGCCCAGAGGUGAAGAGGUCACCAUCCUGGCCCAGAAGAAAAAGGAUGUGUACCGGCGGAUCGUGGAGUCAGACGUCGGUGACUCAUUCUACAUCCGAACUCAUUUUGAGUAUGAGAAAGAGUCUCCGUACGGGCUGAGCUUUAAUAAGGGAGAAGUGUUUAGGGUUGUGGACACUCUCUACAACGGCAAACUGGGCUCCUGGCUCGCCAUUCGCAUCGGAAAGAAUCAUCAGGAGGUGGAGAGAGGGAUUAUUCCUAACAAGAACAGAGCAGAGCAGUUGUCCAGCGUACAGUAUACCCUCCCCAAAACACCAGGGGGGGACCGGGCCGACUUCUGGAGAUUCCGAGGCCUGCGCAGCUCGAAGAGGAACCUGAGAAAGAGCCGGGAGGAUUUGUCUGCCCAGCCUGUCCAAACCAAAUUCCCAGCCUAUGAGAGAGUGGUACUUAGAGAGGCUGGGUUCCUAAGGCCAGUGGUCAUCUUUGGGCCGAUCGCUGACGUUGCCCGAGAGAAGUUGUCCAGAGAGGUGCCUGAUCUCUUUGAACUAGCAAAAACACAACAUCCAGAUGGAGGGGAAAAGAGUGAACCCAGAGACGCAGGCACUGACCAGCGCAGUUCCGGAAUCAUCCGCCUUCACACCAUCAAACAAAUCAUUGAUAGGGACAAGCAUGCAGUGUUAGAUAUCACCCCGAACGCAGUGGACAGGCUGAACUACGCCCAGUGGUACCCCAUCGUGGUGUUCCUGAACCCAGACAGCAAACAAGGCGUGAAGAACAUGAGAACCAGACUGUGUCCUGAGUCCAGAAAGAGUGCCAGGAAACUGUAUGAACGGGCCCUUAAACUGAGGAAGAAUAACCACCACCUCUUCACAGCCACCAUCAACUUGAACAGCAUGAAUGACGGUUGGUACGGAGCCCUGAAGGAGACUGUCCAGCAGCAGCAGAAUCAGCUGGUUUGGGUUUCAGAAGGCAAGGCGGAUGGUGCUACAGAAGAUGACUUGGACCUUCAUGACGACCGGCUGUCUUACCUGUCGGCCCCAGGCAGCGAAUACUCGAUGUACAGCACAGACAGCCGCCACACGUCUGACUACGAGGACACGGACACGGAGGGCGGAGCCUACACAGACCAGGAACUGGACGAAACACUGAAUGACGAGGUGGGCCUUCCCAGCGAACCCGCCAUCACCCGCUCCUCCGAACCUGUCCGCGAGGACCCGCCGGUCAUCCAGGAACCGCCUGGGUACGCCGGGUACCAGCACCCGGUUCAGCCCGACCCGCUCAACCGGAUUGACCCGGCCGGGUUCAAAGCCCCAGCUCCGCAGCAGAAAGCAGAGGCUGCUCCUCCCCAGCAGCCUGAUUCCCUGGCAGAGCCAGCGCCCCCUGCUGUUGACCAUACUGUAAAUGUAGAGGGUGUGAGUGCUGAAGAGCCCCCUACAGUUUCCCCUCAGGCUGGCUCGCUCACAAGGCCCAGCCCCGAGCUAGUUCAGCCCCCGACUUACGACCCCAACCAAUCCGGAUCCCCCGGGUCAGAACCUAAGAUUUACAGAAAGGAAAUUUACAGUAUGGACGAACCAGUGAGAGUGAGUCCUGGACUGAAGCAACCCGCACCAGCUUCCCACACUCCUGAUCCCCCGUACCAGGAACAGCCAUACAGAGAUUACGACCACCCUCCCUACCGCUAUGACGGUGGCAACUACAUGGAACCAAAGGCUCGGAACUACGACUCGCACCUGCACUACGAGAACCGUGUGCCUCCUUACGAUGAGCAGUGGUCCUCCUACGACCACCCGCCCUCAGCUCAAGCUGUACCUCCACAUCCUGCUGGUUAUGACCCCCGUCUGACCUACGAAGAAGCCCCCGAGCGAAACUACAGCCCCCCUCAGCCACGCUAUGACGGUCCCCCGCUGGGGUACGACGGUCGACCUCGCUACGGCAAACCAGGGCCGGCGCGUUACGAAGAACCUCCUCCCCCAGCCUCGGCGGGGUACGACGCACGCCUGCGUUAUGACCAAGAGCCCCCCACGUUUCCACCAGCUGCCUCCCGCUCUCCCGAACCCCCUAGGCAGAAUUACAUGGACCCCUCCCAGGGAGCCCCCUACAGUCAACCCCCACAGAGGGGCUACGAGAACACUGAAGCUCCUCCUGCUCCUUCUCCUAAACCAGAGCCUCUCUCCACUCCACCGGAGGCGGCAGUUGCCACGGCAACGAAACCCUUACCCCCACUCCCCGCCGAGGCCGAGGAGGACCCGGCGAUGAAGCCCCAGUCGGUGCUAACGAGGGUGAAAAUGUUCGAGAACAAGCGUUCGGUGUCUGUGGACAGGGCUAGAGAGACGGCAGACCCCGGCCUCAGGCCUGCAGAUAUGGUUCCCAAACCAGGUGCAGCCUCUGUGCCCAAAGCCAACUCUCUCAGUAACCUGGAUCAGGAGAAGACCUUCAGAGCCCCGGAGCCUCAGCAGCCCCAGUCUAAAGCUGCCGAUGACAUUGUCCGCUCCAACCACUAUGACCCAGACGAGGAUGAGGAGUACUACAGGAAACAGUUGUCUUACUUCGACCGCCGCCUCGAUAGCAAAGUGGCUCCUCAGCCCAGUGCCGUCAGACAACCAGCCCAGCCUCAGACACAGCCAGGGUUCAACCACCAAAGGACCGAGUCGGUGGAGAAGAUUAGUCCUGUUCCCCAGGUAACCCCUGCUGUCCCACCCCCAACACUGCCCAAACCUGAAGUGAGCUCGCCUCCUGAUCCUCAUGGCUCUCCUAAACCCAAGGCUCCCAGCCAUGAAGACACCGUGCAGACUAACUACCUGCCUCAGAAGAGCUUCCCCGAGAAAUCCCCUGUGAACGGCACUGGGGAACCUCCCAAACCCUCUGGAGCUCCCGCCACAUCCAGCUACAACCGCUACGUUCCCAAACCUUACACCACCUCUGCCCGACCAUUCGAGCGCAAGUUCGACAGCCCCAAAUUUAACCACAACCUUUUGCCAAGUGAAACCCAGAACAAGAAUGACGGGACCAGUAAAGCUCCAGUCAACAGCACAGCCAAGCCCCAGACCUCUCCCCAGUCUAUGGACCAUGACAGUGGAGUUGACACUUUCACCCGCACCAUGGACCACAGGUCUAAACUACAAAACAACAACAUUAACGCAGUGCCAAAGGCCAUCCCAGUCAGUACGAGUGCUCUGGAGGAUGAUGACGAUGAUGAAGGGCACACAGUGGUUGCCACGGCUAGGGGAAUCUUCAACUGUAACGGCGGGGUCCUGAGCUCCAUAGAAACGGGCGUGAGCAUUAUCAUCCCUCAGGGUGCCAUCCCUGACGGAGUGGAACAGGAGAUCUACUUCAAAGUGUGUCGGGACAACAGCAUUCUGCCCCCUCUGGACAAGGAGAAAGGUGAGACCCUGCUGAGUCCACUGGUGAUGUGUGGUCCUCACGGCCUGAAGUUCCUGAAGCCUGUGGAGCUGCGCUUACCUCACUGUGCGUCAAUGACCCCUGAUGGUUGGUCUUUUGCUCUAAAAUCCUCCGACUCCUCGUCGGGUGACCCAAAAAGUUGGCAGAAUAAAGCUCUCCCUGGAGACCCUAACUACCUGGUGGGGGCCAACUGUGUGUCUGUGCUUAUCGACCACUUCUGAGGAGGGCAGCAGCUGGCCUGUGACUGAACAGGAAAUCAAAGGAAACGAAAGAGGACAUCUCUCCCUAAACACUCAUGCACACACACACACACACACACA